Messenger RNA from Panonychus citri (citrus red mite), 2428 nucleotides. RefSeq names its product exosome component 10-like. Gene Ontology annotation, cellular component: nuclear exosome (RNase complex); nucleolus. The coding region runs from base 118 to 2067 and encodes 649 amino acids. The transcript is spliced from 11 exons. The record is from RefSeq and is a predicted model, not a curated record. Gene Ontology annotation, molecular function: nucleotide binding; 3'-5'-RNA exonuclease activity; nucleic acid binding. Lineage: Eukaryota; Metazoa; Arthropoda; Arachnida; Trombidiformes; Tetranychidae. Gene Ontology annotation, biological process: exonucleolytic trimming to generate mature 3'-end of 5.8S rRNA from tricistronic rRNA transcript (SSU-rRNA, 5.8S rRNA, LSU-rRNA); nuclear polyadenylation-dependent antisense transcript catabolic process; nuclear polyadenylation-dependent snRNA catabolic process.
UUUUGAACGAAAAGUAUUUUUGUUAAUUGUUGUUUAGAAAUUUAAAUUAUUAUUUAACUUUUGUUAUUUGAAUUAAAUUAUUGGCAAUUUGUUCUAGUUUAUCGAAAUUUCUCUACCAUGGAUGAGGAAGAAGAAGUUAAAUCCAGUUAUGUCGAAGAUGUUACGACGGAUUUGCAACAAUCUAUCAAAGAAGCCAUUUCUGCUAGUCUUGGAUUCAAUGCAACAGAUUUUGAUAUUAAUUCAACUUAUUCGAGCUUUAAAGCUUUAAUGGAAGCUGAGGAGAAAAAUAUGAUUACGUUGAUAAGCUCUUUGGCUAAAAAGGCUCGAACAGAUGAUAAAAAUAUCAGGAAACUGACGACGCCCGAAGAUAAGUUUGAUGCACUUUGCGACUUGAAUGACAUUAUACUGGAUAGAAUUAAUCAUAAUCUAGAUGAUGCUGCAGGUUUAAAGAAAAAAGAUCAAGAACUUAUUGUUGCAACACUGAAUGUUAGUAAUAGCACCGCUGUCGCCAUUAACCAGCAAAGGACAAAAUGGAUCUCUAAUCAGAGCCAAGGAAUAAAGCGAAAACGAGAUAUGGUUGUUAAUUUAAUUACCGCUCGUAACAUUCAAAGGCCACAAACUAAAUUCAAAGAUAAAAUAGACAACAGAAAUAUCCCUUUUGUCCCUCCAUUGAAAGAAAAGCCUCAUUCUACUCGGCCAUUAGCUAUUUUCAUGGAAAAAGAUGAAGAUGGAGAAGAACAUUCUUGUCAUCCCUAUGAGACUGAAUUAGAGAAUUGGCAACCAACUUCUUCCAUGUUGGAAAAAGUAACACCACAACUUCCAUCGGACCUAAAAGAAGAAAAUUUUCAUUUCAUCAACGAUUUAGAUUCACUUCAAUCUUUGAUUGAAACCCUGAAGGAUGUGAAAGAAUUUGCAAUCGAUCUUGAAGCUCAUUCUUACAGGUCAUUUCAAGGAUUCACUUGUCUCAUCCAAAUCUCUACCAGGACAGAUGAUUACAUAAUCGAUUCAUUAUUAUUAAGGAAUGAAUUGGCAAUUCUAAAUGAAGUCUUUACCAAUCCUAAAAUCCUAAAAGUUUUACAUGGAGCUGAUAGUGAUAUUCCCUGGCUUCAGAGAGAUUUUUCAGUCUACAUCGUUGGAAUGUUUGACACUGGACAAGCUGCUAAAACAUUGAAUUUGGCUCAUCAUUCACUUGCUUAUUUAUUGAAACAUUAUUGUCAUUUGGAUGUGAACAAAAAGUAUCAAUUAGCCGAUUGGAGAAUCCGUCCAUUGCCUCAGGACAUGUUGAAUUAUGCUCGAGAAGAUACUCAUUAUCUGUUAUAUGUUUACGAUAUUAUGAAGAAAGAAUUGCUUGAAAAAGAUCCAUCAAGAAAAUUAUUAAAGCAGGUAUUCCAAUCCAGUCGAGAUGUUUGUCUCAAGAGAUAUGAAAAACCUUUAUUCAAACCUGAAGGAUUCAAUGCGAUUCUCAAAAGAUCAACAGCCUCACUUAAUCCUAGACAAUUAUUUGCUCUCAAGGAGAUUUAUGCUUGGAGAGAUAAACUUGCACGAGUUGAAGAUGAAAGUUCUGGGUAUAUUUUGCCGAAUCACAUGAUGCUUCAAAUUUCAGAUGUUCUUCCAAGAGAACAACAAGGAAUCUUAGCUUGUUGUAAUCCUAUUCCUCCAAUGGUCAGGCAACAGUUGAACGAAUUACAUCAAAUAAUUCUGAAAGCUCGAGAUAUUCCAAUAGAGAACAAAACCUCAACCACACCCGCUCCAUCACAACGAAUUAUAUCAACAAGAUGCUUAGAUUAUGAUAGUUUGGUUCAUCUUCGACAUGAUCUAAUUUAUAAAAGUGACUCACAAAAUUUGAAUACACUAUUAAAAGAUGGAAAAGGAGAUGAUAUCGAUUAUUCAAGUGUAAGAAUCAAACCGAGACCAAAAUCGAGGAUGAAUUCAUCGCCACUUUUAGACUUCCUAAAUACUCAGUCUAAAGCUAAGAGAUCAGAACUAGUUGAGAAAAUUUCAUCGAAAUUUGUUUCCCCAUAUCAAAAACUUUUAAAUUACAUGGUUACAACCGGAUCAUUGAAAUGAUAGUGAUAAUAUUAAUCAAGAUGAUUGAUGACAUUUAGAAAUUAAUGACAAAAUUUGUAAUCUUAAUUCUUCUGUCAAAUUGAAAAGACUGAUUAGCAUUAUUAUCGUGGCCUAUUUUCUCCUGAGACAAAUCAACUGUCCUGUUGAAGGUUGAAUGAUUAAUUUAUUUUCUCAUGAUGUUAUUAUAUAAACAUUGUAUUUAUCUUUGAGUAUUUUGUUAUCCCAAUUGAGAAAAAAGCUGAGUAAAAAAUUGAAUUUACUUUGCUAAAGCUAAUCAAGAUUCAAUUAAAAUCUUGAAUCAAAUUUUUCAUUUCAUAGAAAUGGUAUAAUAAUAAAAGAAUUGUGAGAUACUUGAACUGAA